Apodemus sylvaticus (European woodmouse) is the source of this 2146-nucleotide messenger RNA. It is a transcript of the gene Terf2ip, whose product is annotated as TERF2 interacting protein. Gene Ontology annotation, molecular function: telomeric repeat DNA binding. The transcript is spliced from 3 exons. Lineage: Eukaryota; Metazoa; Chordata; Mammalia; Rodentia; Muridae. Gene Ontology annotation, biological process: telomere maintenance via telomere lengthening; regulation of DNA-templated transcription. Bases 58 to 1239 code for a protein of 393 amino acids. The record is from RefSeq and is a predicted model, not a curated record. Gene Ontology annotation, cellular component: shelterin complex.
UAAAUCAAUCUCCGCGGCGUUGUUCCUGCGCUUUUCUUGGACAGCGGAGCGACAGGUAUGGCGGAGGCAAUGGAUCUGGGUAAAGACCCCAAUGGGCCCACUCACUCCUCCACUCUGUUCGUGAGAGAAGACGGCAGCGCCAUGUCGUUUUACGUGCGGCCCAGCUCGGCCAAGCGCCGGCUGUCGACGCUCAUCCUGCACGGCGGCGGCACCGUGUGUCGGGUGCAGGAGCCCGGGGCCGUGCUGCUAGCCCAGCCCGGGGAGGCGCUGGCCGAGGCUUCGGGCGACUUCAUCUCCACGCAGUACAUUCUAGACUGCGUGGAGCGCAACGAGAAGCUGGAACUGGAGGCCUAUCGGCUGGGCCUGACGGAGCAGGCGUCCGACCCCAAGCCCGGGGCUUCGGCCGAGGGCUCCACGGAACCGGAGCCGGAGCUCCUGACCGGGCGUAUUGCCUACACUGACGCGGACGAUGUGGCCAUCCUGACCUACGUGAAGGAAAACGCCCGUUCGCCCAGCUCGGUCACAGGCAACGCCUUGUGGAAAGCGAUGGAGAAGAGCUCGCUCACGCAGCACUCCUGGCAGUCGCUCAAGGACCGCUACCUCAAGCACCUACGGGGCCAGGAGCACAAGUACCUGCUCGGGGACGCUCCCGUUAGCCCGUCCUCCCAAAAGCUCAAACGCAAGGCAGAGCAGGACCCCGAGGCCGCGGAUAGCGGAGAGCCACAGAACAAGAGGACGCCAGACUUGCCUGAGGAGGAGUGCGUGAAGGGAGAGACCAAGGAGAAUGGAGAGGCCGUCAGCAAGCUGUUUGAGGAAGCCACGCGGGAGUUCGGAGAGGCCGUGGUGGAUGAGAGCCCUGACUUUGAAAUACAUAUAACGAUGUGUGAUGGUGAUCCACCCACACCUGAGGAAGAUUCAGAAACACAGCCAGACGAGGAGGAAGAGGAACCAAAAGUAUCUACACAAGAGGUGGGAGCUGCCAUUAAGAUCAUCCGGCAGCUAAUGGAAAAGUUUAACUUGGAUCUCUCAACAGUUACACAGGCCUUGCUGAAAAACAGUGGUGAGCUGGAGGCCACUUCCUCUUUCUUAGAGUCGGGACGGAGACCUGAUGGUUAUCCAAUUUGGUGCCGACAAGAUGACUUAGAUUUGCAGAAGGACGAUGAUGACACGAGAAAUGCACUGGUCAAAAAGUUUGGAGCUCAGAAUGUUGCUCGGAGAAUAGAUUUCCGAAAGAAAUAAGAUGAUGGAAAAGAUGUGGCAGGUUAUGGUGUGGCAUCUGUGACAACUGACACCGACCCAUGCUGCUGCUCUGUGACCCCAGGUUCAAUAGCCAAGCAGUGUAAUGUAGCAGGAUAAAAACAAAAGAAACUGUAAUUAGAGCCGUCUGUGGCAAGUAUCCCAUGUUUAUGGUAGGCAAACCUAAGCCAGAGAGGUUGGUCUGUGUAGUAGUCAUCCUUGGUUGGAAUGUGUCCCCUGCUAUACAAGUGACAGGAAACAAGUGACAAAGUCACGGUUGGAAAUGAAAGGGCAUUUGACUUGGUGAGUGAGUAGCCUCUGGUCUUUUGGCAGAAGUUGCUUUAGAUGGAGGGUCCCAAGCCAAGAUUCUAGAAAUAAGAAUUAACUGCAGAGCUUGUACAUGGACUGUCCCAAACUCUCCCAUUCCCAGGGAAGCUCUGUGUUUACUGUUGAAAAACCCCUCAGUCAUCUUGCUAACAGUCUGUGUAAUCUCUUCUCCUUCCUUGACUGUUGCUUUUUGAGUUCUGAGUUAAGACUCUAUAGCAUGGAUUUGUUGACCUAGCAUUCACUCUGUGUGAACGGAGGCCUGGGCUUGUAGGAGCUUGCACCCUUUCAGCAUUAUAAAAGAUAUCUUAUACAGACUUCCCAGUCAAGACUCAAAGUUACACACACACACACACAUACACACACACACACAAUUAUUAAAACUCUGUGCUAUAAGUUUGUGUUUUACCCUUGUAGCUAUUCUGAGACAGUGUUGGUUAGAUACCAUUAAUUGUGAUAUGUUGUUUAAAAUUUUAUGGAACAUAAGUUUUCUGCUGAAAAUUAUGCCAAACUUAAAAUUUAGUGGAUUGGUCCACUUUGCUGUGUUGUUUUUGUCAUUGAAAAUAAAUAUAAUUUAGUGUUUGAA